This is a messenger RNA of Chlorocebus sabaeus (green monkey), 1391 nucleotides long. The record is from RefSeq and is a predicted model, not a curated record. Lineage: Eukaryota; Metazoa; Chordata; Mammalia; Primates; Cercopithecidae.
CCCAGCGGCGCACGAAGCAGGAAGUCCCACCCCCACGCCGACGUCACCGACGCCACGGACGCCAGAUGCUGCCGGAGCCGUUAGAGGGAGGAGACAAACAAACCGAGGCGGGAGCGGUCACCGGUGACUGCGGUAGCGGCGGGGCUGGGAUGCGUUCCCGAAGGCGCUCCUGGAGGGCCCUGGGUGGACUCAGAGAUCCCCAGAGCUUCAGGGGACGGAAAAUCGAGCCCCAGGCACUUGCCUCUGGGAGGCAGAGUGACGCGCGUCGUUGGAGCGCGAAGCCGGUCUCCCUAGCCUCCGGCAGACACAGCGUCUCCAGGGGUUUUACUUCUUUACGCGCCUCUGCUUCCCUCUGCCCCACACUCUUUGAGAGCCUCAAAUGGUAGUCCUGCCGCCACCCUCUCUCCCUUCGCCCGCCUGCCAUCGUCCCCGUGUGUGCAGAUAUGCGCUCCCGAAACCGCCUGCUUGCCGCGGCUAGGCAUCAGCCCACGAAUGGGGAGUUGGCUCAGCUUGCCACGAGGGAACCUCAGGUCAGGACCAACCACCCAGAAGAGAGCCCUCCUCGCCCCCGCACCUCCUGCUCCAAGUCUCCUGUCCUGGUUAUCCCAACUUCAGGGCCCACGUGGGGUCACGUGGGGAACUACUUGUCUUAAGGCUGUAAACAGGAGUUGGAAGAGGAGAUGCUAGCUUUUGAGAACUUCCAUGGUCAUCCAAAGGCGGAAACAAAGUAGGCGGUCAGCCUUUCAAAAUACGUGUUGGAAGAAACAGACACCUUCCCAUCCCCAGCGUUUGUUCAGUGCCUUGGUUGGGCUUUGAUUCUCACUAUUUUGUGAAGCAAAGCUUAUUUUUACCCCCAAGGUUAUGAUUUUCAGGCUCUAGUUAUUAGGCAACUGUGAGGUGAUUUUUUUUUUGUUGAAAUGAGGGGAAACGGGCCCUUAGAAAGGACCGUGGCUCUUUAGAGAAGAGGGGAAAAAAGGACAGUGGGGUAGUAAUGGAAUGUUGCUGGAUGGAUUACAUAGAUGAGACAUGGGAGAUAGAAUAGAGAAUCCAGAAAUUCCCGUGUAUGUGUGAGUGUUUAGUAUGGUAACAGUAGCUCACAUUUGCUGAGAAUUUGUGUCAAGUACUGGAGUACUUUUUCAGGUUAUCUUAUUUAACUCUCACAUCUCUGUAAGGUAGGUGCAAUUGUUAUCUCCAUUUUACAGAGUUGCCCAAGACCAUUACUUUUAAGCGUUGGAGCCAGACAACUCCAGAAAUCUCAGUGGUAACCAGUAAACUAUACAUUACAAAUUACUGGUCAGUAGGAAAAAGAUUAUUCGGGAAAUGGCGGUGGCUCACGCCUGUAAUCCCAGCACUCUGGGAGGCCAAGGCAGGUAGAUCACCUGAGGUCAGGA